AUGGUCACGCCUACGCUUCUCGAUAGCUUGGCGUGGAAGGGUUACCUUAUCUUCAUGGCACUGAAUUUUGCGUUCAUACCGCUGAUCUAUUUCUGCUAUCCCGAGACUGCUAAUCUUACGCUGGAAGAGGUCGACUGGCUAUUUUACGAAGGCGAUGUCGUAAAGCGAAGCCGACGUAUCGCAAAGGAGGGAUGGGAACAAGCGGUUGGCACCGAUCCUGCGACUAUGGUGGAGACGGGUAGUGUGUCCAGCGGUAAUAAGGCCGGACACACGACGGAGAAGGCAGAGCACAAGGUGCACUAG
Alternaria metachromatica is the source of this 303-nucleotide messenger RNA. RefSeq lists its product as uncharacterized. The coding region runs from base 1 to 303 and encodes 100 amino acids. The transcript is spliced from 2 exons. NCBI's taxonomy places the organism in Eukaryota, Fungi, Ascomycota, Dothideomycetes, Pleosporales, Pleosporaceae. Gene Ontology annotation, biological process: carbohydrate transport; transmembrane transport. Gene Ontology annotation, cellular component: membrane. The record is from RefSeq and is a predicted model, not a curated record. Gene Ontology annotation, molecular function: carbohydrate:proton symporter activity.